AUGAAUUCGUAUGUACAUAAUCCUCACCAACCACAAUUUAUCUUUACUCCUCCGAAACCUAUCCCGCUUAAGCCCGUUCCUACAGCUGUAAUUCCAAAAUUAAUAUUAACGCCUUCACAGGUACCGCCACUUCCACCUCCGUAUAUGGUAGUAUCACAGUCACAAGAUAAAUUUGCGCAAACAGAUAUGAUAAUAAAGCCAAAUCAGAUCGGACUCAUUCCGCAUGAUUUCUGGUCCCAUUAUAAGAAAAUAUCAUUCGAGAAUAUGAUACAUACAUACUUUCAUAGACGAAAUUCUUCACACGCUAGAUUUGUUUAUAAACUUUACAAUGCGUUACUAAUAACAGCAGCAUACCCAUCCCUCUUGCCUAUGAUAGGAGUAUCAUGGGAAACAAAUAAUAUUAUUAAAGUCCGAAAGACUCCGUUCGCCAGUCUGAUAGGGACAAGAAUAGCCGAUAAUAGUUUAUUUCAUAAGCAAGGCAACUUCCCGACUCACGGAUUUGCUGAAUUAACGUCUGAGGAGGCUGUUGUCCAUAACAUCAAUAUAAGUUAUAUAGAUUUUGAUGAGAUACGUCUCGUUUACCAUCUGAAUGGUAAGUUCACUAAGAAUUGUGGUGAAAAGGUCUUGAAAUCAUGCAUUUGGAAACGAAACGGACAAGAUUUGUAA
Molecule: messenger RNA, 666 nt
Organism: Trichomonas vaginalis G3
Lineage: Eukaryota; Parabasalia; Trichomonadida; Trichomonadidae
Product: transcription-initiator DNA-binding domain ibd family
Exons: 1
Coding region: 1-666 (221 amino acids)
Source: RefSeq, a predicted model, not a curated record